AUGCGAAAUGACAUAUUUUCUGAAUGGUUAAUAAAUUUGAAUCGGAAAUUUCAUCUUCAGAAUCGCCAAGUCUUGUUGUUAGUAGAUAAUGCCUUAUCACAUUUUCAUAACCAACCUAGUACCCAUGAAACAUAUGAAUCAAAUGAAUCAAAUUCUGAUUUAGAUGAAGAAACAUCUAAUAAUUCAGAACUUGAAGUAACAACUGUUUCACGUAGGAAUCGUCGAGGUCGAGGUCGGCCAAGAUUAACCCGAACUAAUCAGGGUGCAAAUAAUAGUCAUAGUAAUCAUGAUAAACAUGAUAAACAUAGUAUUGGUGAAAGUAAGGGUCAUUAUAGUAGUGGUUAUAGUCAACCACACCAAAUAAUUGUUAAUUGUUGGAGGAAGACCAGAAUUUUAUCAUCAGUUUCCCAUGAAAAAAUAGAAGUUGCUAUUAAGAGUCAGGAUAUGUUGUUAGAACAGCAAGAAGAGGAUGUUAAUGACUUGGAAAAGCUUGAAGAUUCGGAAAUUAUUGAAAUUGUUAUAGAUAAAGCAAAUCAAUCAUCUAUUAGUGAUUUCUUUACACAAUUAAAUAAUGAGGAUGAUUAUAAUGUAUUGUGA
Cetraspora pellucida is the source of this 597-nucleotide messenger RNA. NCBI's taxonomy places the organism in Eukaryota, Fungi, Glomeromycota, Glomeromycetes, Diversisporales, Gigasporaceae. The record is from the annotation of a GenBank genome assembly.